This is a messenger RNA of Musca vetustissima, 3230 nucleotides long. Its product is annotated as BTB/POZ domain-containing protein 7. The transcript is spliced from 5 exons. Gene Ontology annotation, molecular function: protein binding. Gene Ontology annotation, biological process: morphogenesis of a branching epithelium. The record is from RefSeq and is a predicted model, not a curated record. NCBI's taxonomy places the organism in Eukaryota, Metazoa, Arthropoda, Insecta, Diptera, Muscidae. Bases 51 to 3146 code for a protein of 1031 amino acids.
UGGGUGCAAGUGCAUCAUCAGCCGGUGGUGGCGGUGGUUAUCCAUCGGUUAUGACUUCAUCACAACAGAGUGGCCAUUCAUCGGCCAUGGGUGGUGGUAUGCCACCUGGGACAAGUACCAGUUCCAGUUUGCUACUGCCAUCAACGGGGGCCAACUCGUUAAUGACAAGCUCGAUGGGAGGUCUCAGCAGCGGCGGUGCGGUUGGUCCACAUUUUCGUGAGCCACGACGGAAACGUGUCACAGGCUUUGCAACGCUUAAACGUAAAUUUAUAAGACGACGGCGUUCGUCCAAAGCCUGCGACCACGCCCGAGUCCUAAGGGAUUUUGUUUCCGACUGGACGCCCCUGGAGUUGGCUGCCUUGUGUGAGGAAUAUGAAGCCCUGUCUGCUUUACGUGAUUUAUCAAUGCAAGCCGAGCUGGCCCGACCACCUGCUACCACAUACAAACAAGAUCUUGCUGCUCUCUUUGAAACGAAGACUUGUACAGACUGUGAUCUCGUCUUCCGUGGCGCCAUAUUCCCCGUGCAUCGCUGCAUACUCUCGUCGCGUUGCACCUAUUUCCGUGACCUCUUGGCCAGCUGCCCUGGCUUUGGGGCUCGCAUCUGUCUCGAAUUACCUGCCUCACCAAUAGAUGUUCAAAUGUUCGCCUCACUGUUGCGAUAUCUCUACACGGGCGACCUGUGUCCUCACGACUCCAGUAUAGAUAUUGGCCUCUUACGGCAGCUGGGUGAUGAUUUUGGCACACCCAAUCCCCUGGAACAUGAUUUACGGUACUUAUUGGAAACGGGUGAUUAUGCGGAUGCCGCCUUGGUUUUCACCUCGGAGAGUUGUGGUGGAGGAGGUGGUGGCGGUGAUGUCUAUAACCGCCCCGAUUCGGGUAACUCUGAAUACGGAUUUCGCCCCAAAUUGGAACUGCCCUGCCACAAAGCGAUUCUCAGUGCCAGAUCGCCGUUCUUUCGUAAUCUCAUAGCCAGACGGACACGCAACAUGGAUGCCGAGUAUGCUGAGCGGGCGUUGCAUGUGCCAACGCGCAUUGUCCUCGAUGAGACCGUGAUACCAAAACGUUAUGCUCGUGUUCUUUUACAUGCCAUUUAUUUGGAUACCGUAGACUUAACAUUAAUUUUAAGAGGUGCCAAUUCGGGUACUACAGCGGCUGGUUCGCUGGGCGAAGUACAUGCACUGACGGCGGGCCGUACACGGCCCACACCCCUGGAAGAAGCCAUGGAGUUAUAUCAGAUUGGUCGAUUCCUGGAAUUGGAUAUAUUGGCGCAGGGUUGCGAAGAUCUCAUAUUGGAAUGGUUGACCUUGGAUACACUGCCAACGGUGCUCAAGUGGGGUAGUCAGCCCCAUGGUUCAGCGUGGGUUUUUCGUCAGGCUUGCCAAUAUUUACGCGAAGAAUUCUCGGCAGUCAUUUCAUCACCGGUUCUUCAUCAACUCGACAAAUCACAACUCAUCCACGUCCUCCAGUCGAAUUUCUUGCAAGCUUCCGAGUUGGAAGUGCUCCAGGCCGUACUCAAGUGGGGCGAACAAGAGCUUAUACGACGCAUGGAAGAUCGUGAACCCAAUCUACUGUCACACACUGCCCAUUCGGUGACACGUAAGGGUGUCAAGAAACGCGACCUAAGCGAUGUGGAGCUACGAGAAAUUCUUUCAGAUCUGCUGCCCCUCGUAAGAAUGGAUCAUGUUUUGCCGCCCAAUAGUGAGGUUCUGGCCCAAGCCAUACGUCGUGGUUUGGUAAGUACUCCACCCUCGCACAUGAUUGGUGAUGAGCGUGAAAAUCUAAGGGUGAAUGCCUGGAUCAGAGGUGGCAAAAAUCAAGGCCUCUUUGUAAGGCCGCGCCUUUUUAUGCCCUACUUUGAGGAGAUCAAAGCAUUACUGGAAGACCGCAUGACCUCAUCACAUCAUCAGGCGGAAUUAAUGAGAAUGCGUCGUUCGCGACAAAUGCCCGAUAUACCCGAUACCCUAUAUAUGGUUUCUCGCAUGAAUGCUGCUUCGAACAGUGGUGUUGGCAAUGCCGGAGUGGGGUCGGGCACCGAUACGGUAGAUAUUUUGGCAGCUGCUGCCGCCAUACCUCCACCAGAUACUCAAACCUUAGCUGCCAUGCUGAAACGGGAACAUAAAUUGCGACAGUCUCAAUUGUGCCAGCGGGCCUUACAUCUGCCCCUCUCAUCCAAACAUGAAAUUGACCGGCAGAUACGUUUACGUGUCGUUAGAGAAUUCAAUUUGCCGGAUGCAGUUUCGGAUCUAUUGGAGACCUCACUGCUUGGCAAUCCCCGCAAUGUUAUGCAAGAAGAAGUACAAAAUAUGGCCGAUUCCACGACAACGGUGCAAUCUGUCGAUGACUGUUGCCUGUUGGAGGACGAUGAUCAAAGUCCUCCGCCCUCACCGGCAGCAGCAUCGGCCGGUUCAGUGCCUAGGCAUACCUCAGCGAUGGCAGCAAGUUAUCUAUCCACAACAUCGGCAGCAACGUCGUGUGGCAGUAGUGCGGCUGCUGUUGGAGGUGUUGGUGGUGCCGAAUCCCUACCCUCUUGUUAUACAAGAAAUUUAACAUUCCCCCGACAACAUGCUGCCGGUUUACUAGGCAUAGGAGCAAUGGGAGCGACGGGAUUGCCACCGAAUUUUGCGCGUCUCUCGGCCUCAGCACAUCAUCGCAACGAUCUGCCCGCGCUAAUAACGGAAGGUGAUUAUCGUGGAUUUGCCCAUGGCAGCGCCAUUGGUUUGGACAUGGGCGGUGCUGAAGGUGGUGCAAUGGGCUGUGCGGAUGCUGGCAAUGCUGGACAUUUAUCAGAUAUGAUGCCAGAUGUGGCAAUGGCAACCGCAUCAUUGGGUCAAUUGCAUUUGGCCAAUGCCGGUGGUAGUUCGGCAAGCAGUACGAAUGAUAUGCCCGAGUCGCUGCAGCUGGAUUUGGGUGAUGGUUCAAGUCAUAUGAUGGGUGCGGCGGCGGCGGGAGCUGGAGUAGCAGCGGGACCAAUGGGGGGAUUGAGGGGAUUGCAGCACCAAUUACCUCCUAGUAAUUAUCACCAUUUCAUGCAGCGAUCCAAUUCACCCUUUGAUGUCUUACGACAAGGACAACAUUCACCAGCACCUGCGCCACAACAGCAUCCACCACCUGGGACGUACAAUACUGGACCACCACGUUUCUUAUAGAGUUUGCGUGUGGCCCCCGAUGAGGGCCUUUAUUUUAGCAUGCCUUUUUGACAAAAAGCACAAACACAACAACCACAACCCGAA